This is a messenger RNA of Amborella trichopoda, 1665 nucleotides long. RefSeq names its product putative membrane-associated kinase regulator 2. The record is from RefSeq and is a predicted model, not a curated record. Gene Ontology annotation, cellular component: plasma membrane. Lineage: Eukaryota; Viridiplantae; Streptophyta; Magnoliopsida; Amborellales; Amborellaceae.
AGAUUUUGAAAGGGUAAAAGAAAAGAAGAGAAAAGAAGCAGUAGUGUCAAAAAAGAAAAACACAAAAAAGCUUACCGCGCAUUCCGUUAACCCGCGUCUGCAAAACCAUCAUUAAAAUCUCUCCUCCGGCUCUGGCUUUCCCAACAAUGGAAGCAUUCAGCAUGCUCAGAUACUGGAAAGGUGGAGGCGGAGCCGCCGCCUCCGCCUCCGCCUCCAUCACAACCAUCAGCUGUAUGCCCCAGACGGCGCCUCCAUCUCAGUCUCUGCAAACAGAGGAGUCUUCCACUGAUGAGGACGAGGGUCCCUUUUUCGAUUUGGAACUAGCAUUGCCCGAUGAAGAUGACAGUGAACAAGAAGAAGAACAAGAAGAUGAGGGAUCUGAUAAUGAGAUCAAGGAGUUCGGGUUCACUCUUGGGGACUGCGGCUCAUCGGGCCAGUUGGAUUCUGGCCUCUCUCCAGCAGGAGAAGCAGCAGAGGACCUCUUCAUCAAGGGCCACCUGCUACAUCUCGGUUCCGAGAACAACAACCAAAGGCCACUGCAGUUCCCUGUCUCUCUUCUAAAAUCGGCUACCAAGUUCAGGGUGUUUAUGCUAGGGUUCAAGAAGCCAACAGCAAAGCAAUCAGAGCAGGCUGACUCCUCCUCCUCGUCGUCACAGAAGCAGCUGAGCAAACUAUUUACAGUGAAGUUCAAGGUGGAGGAGGUGCCCCUUGUGUCGUUGUUCACAAGAGACAGUUCGAGGGGAUCAAGCAAGCAAGCGGCAGUGCCAGCAGCGGCUGAGGCUAAUGGUUCUUCUUUGGAAGAGGAGGGAUCAGGUGGUUUGUCGGACAAGGAAGCAAAGCGAGCUAAGGACGUGGUACAAAAGUAUCUAAAGAUGAUAAAGCCUUUUUAUGUUAGGGUUUCAAAGAGAUACGGCGAAAAGCUUGGGUUUUCAGGCCAGUUGAGUCCUGGAAAGGCAGCUUCAGUGGUGGGAGAGGAAGAAAUGGAGGUUAAUAGUUGUGGUGAGAGAGAAGCAGCCGCUCCACCUCCACCUCCACCUCUAGUGGUUUCCGGACAAAAUGCAAAGACAAGCGGUUUUCCAGGGGGUUUUAGGAUCGUUUACAAGCAUUUGGGGAAGAGCCGCUCGGCAAAUAGUGCCGUGGGUCAGACUGUACAUUCGCAGAGGAGAGAUGACUCGUUGCUGCAGCAGCAGGACGGCAUUCAAGGUGCCAUUGCCCACUGUAAAAGGUCGUUCAAAUCUUCUAAAGAGGCAGGAGAGUCCGACUGUUGCGAUUCUGUCUUGGAUGAUCUUUCACUUUGUAUGCCUUCUCAGAAACAGCACGGCGUUUGUUAAUGGCGUUUCAGGUGACGAAAUUAGAAGAAGCCACAAAUUACUAAUGGAUCAUACGAAGGCAGACAGGGUUAAUGAGUCUUCCAAAUGGUUUUAUAAAAAAAGAUGUCUGAUGAGUGAAGACAAUAGCAGUGCUUAUGAUUUUAGUUUGUAAAUAUUUGGCAUAAAUAGUUCGUUCGAUGCUAAAAAAAACCGUGUUAACUCUGCAAGGUUUUUCCUGUAAAGGAUGGUGUUACGACUAUGGAAAUGUGGCAUUACUGUGAAAAAGGUCGCCACUUUUUUAGCGGGCCGCCUACAUGACAAAAAUUAUUAGAUAUUAAAAAAGUGAAUAUAUGGA